This is a messenger RNA of Heterobilharzia americana, 4700 nucleotides long. NCBI's taxonomy places the organism in Eukaryota, Metazoa, Platyhelminthes, Trematoda, Strigeidida, Schistosomatidae. The record is from the annotation of a GenBank genome assembly.
AAAACAGCAGUUACGAUAAAACUUAACACCCAACUCAAAGUUUUGAGCAAUUUAGAAUUCUGAAAUCAAGUCUUUAAGUCGAAUAGAAAUCAAUUCACUACAUGAAGUCAUCACGCGAUAUUGGUAUUAUUUGUUUCCUUAUGUCCCAGCAUUUUAAACAUUGUUCACUAUUCGCAGUUUGAAUUGGCUUUAAGAAAUAGUGAGGUGGUCAUUCACUGAUGUGUCGCUGCGGGAUAGAGUGAAGGUACUGGGUUCGCAUUUCCUGGUACACUACGACUAUAUGGAUGAGGCGUAAAAGAUCAUACCGCUCAGUUACUCUAAACUUUGUCAGGUAUGUCGGAAACAUUAACCAGUCAUGGUCAAACUGAGGCUUUCUUGAUUCAUUUGCUAUCGUUAAGUAAAAUCAAGAUAAUCAACCGUUGUUUUUUGGAUAAACUUCAUGAGAAAGUUUCUUUGGUCAUUAUGUUUUACUUUACCUCAUUUCCUUUUAAUUCUUCAUAGGAUUGUUGUAUGGUUUUUUGUGGUACUUUCCUCAUUGGCAAGUAAUGCAACUCAAUUUAGUGCUAGUCUACUAGCUGCACUCAUUGUGUGAGGAAUUAUAAUGCUUCCCAUCGGCCCAGCCCAAAGUAGAUGUAUUUGAACCCUGAACGUAUAGCUUAAUAUCUGAGUGUUUAAGCCGUAUCCACUGAACGAAGACUGUGUUUUUUAUAAACGACCUCAUCCAAAUACGCUUAUUUCAUAACUACUUUAUGAUUGGACAUUCAGAAUUUUAGUCCCCUCGAUCUUUGUCAAGUAAUUAUCAUGAAUAGUAUUUCGUAACUUUUAGAUGGAUUUCUUUCGCAUUUCGUUAUCAACAACAUGAAUCCAAGUUUCAUUCGAUCGCCUUACUAACUAAUCUUGUAACCUAUCAGCUAUGUACCGAAGAUUAAUUUCAAGAUGCAGAAACCCCGGGUUUUUCUUACAACAGUGUUUUUGUUCGCGUGUAUCAGAUUCUCCUAAAAAGUUACCAACAUACAAUGAGGUCAACAUACUAAUGAUCCAUCGUGACCUCCAGAGAAUUCUGUUUAAUUGUCAGAAAUAUGAUUAUCAAAAAGCUUCCGCUGAAAUACUGAAAGAAUUUCAUCGUCUGGGAAUUGAUAUCUCGUCUAAUAAAUGUGAUACAGAACCACUUCGUUUCACUCUUCCUGAGCUCAAUGGGAACAAUGUUAAAGACCAUUUAGAUUCAAUCGCCAUGGAGCUUGCUCAGCCGUAUAUGAAGCUGUUGGAGAGUUUCAUUUCUCCACCAGAACUUCCUAAAGUUUGGGAUUUUUCUGCAGGAUGGACAAAGUAUGCAUAUUGGUAAACUUAUUAUUGCUGCAUCAAAGAUACGUCGGUGAUGAAGCAUAUCCUGUAGAUGUACCUCAUGAAGAUGCUCUUAUUUUUGACACUGAAGUUCUUGUCAAUGAAGGCCAUGCUCCGACAAUGGCAGUGGCUCUCACAACAGAAGGAUGGUAUUCAUGGACUUCCAAACGUCUUUCGUGUUAUGAUGACUAUCAUCAAAAUGAUAGUCAUAACUCCUUUAAUUCUCUAAUCCCUAUUUAUGGUUCAAGAAAUAAAAAUAUUUCAAAGUGCAUAAUCGGACAUUUUGUUAGUUAUGAUCGCGCUCGAAUAUCUGAAGAAUAUCUUUUGGAUGGAACAGGAAUUCGUUUUGUGGAUACACUUUCUCUGCAUGUCGCUGUAUCUGGUCUAACAAGUACUCAACGGUUCCUGAAGACAUCCGCGGACAAACAUCUGUUUAACAAUAAGACAUGGCAAGAAUUUAUGGGAAGACGAACUGAUAACCAAACACUGGAUUCAAAAUCAGAUUCAGAAGCUUUUGUUAUGGAUCUCGAAUGGCUUUCAGAAACUAGCUUAAACAGUUUGACCGAUGUUUAUCGGUUAUAUUGUAAAAAGGAACCACCACAGGAUAAACAAUUGAGAUCAGUUUUCGAAUCUGGGUCGAUUGAAGAUGUUCGCUCAAAUAUUCAGAGUUUAUUCAGCUACUGUGCUACGGAUGUUCUGAUGACUUACGAAAUAUUGAAAAUCUUAUGGCCUAUUUUUAAAGAAAGAUUUCCACAUCCAGCUAGCUUCUAUGGAUUAUUAGAGAUGGGUAGUAUGUACUUGCCAAUUAAUGAUAAUUGGAUAAAAUUUCAAAAGACAGCAGAUUGUGCAUAUGAAGAGAAUAUAUUAAGACAGAAAAAGUUAUUAAUGCAAUUAGCUGAUCAAGCUUUAGCUAAAUAUUCAGGUGACUGUAGUGAAGAGUAUAAAAAUGACCCGUGGUUAUGGGAUCUAGAUUGGUCUAGACCGAAGAUUAAAUGUAAAACUGAAGUUGAUAAGAAGUUGUCUACUCUCCCUAAGUGGUAUCGAGAGCUUAUUCCUAAACCAGUGAAAGAGAAUUUAGAUGCUGGACCAGCCUUAUUGACUGCUCAAAUGCGUAUAGCGUCGAAACUUUUAAGACUUUGUUGGGAAGGUCUACCUUUACAUUAUGACCUGGUACUUAAGUGGGGUGUUCUAGUACCUGGACGUGUUCCCCAACCCUAUGGUGAUCCAAGAUAUUACGAUGAUUCACCCACUGAAAUAACCAAUCCUGAAUGCGAGAAGUCGGAUGAACAGAGUUCUUACAGUUCCGAAUUAUGCCAGCAUAGUGCAUCGAUCCGUUCAAUUAUUCCUGUCGUUAAAACAACUGCAGCUGGAGAUGAAACACUUGAUUUUCCUUACGGAGCCUAUUUAAACUACUGGCUAUCUGAUGUGAAACGUCGCCUUCUAGCAGAUUUUCAAGUAGACAAAUCGAAUUCAACCGAUUCAAUAUCAGACGAUCUAGCCACUGCUUAUUGUCAUCGUGUUAAACCUGAUAUUCGUGAUGCUAAUCUAUUGGAUGAAUUUAAACGUAGCAUUGAAAUUAUGCCAUUGGAAAGAAAGGAACGUGUACGACUAGCGUCAACAAUCUGUGCUGUCCGUAAAUUAGGUGAAAAGCAAAUAAUGCAAUCUAAACGGCCAAAUAAUAAUAACAAUCAGAAUGGUAAUGAAUUGGUUUAUGAGAAAUUAGGGGAACUACAGGCUCAGGGUUCAGCUUUUUGGUUAAACUCCAACCGCUUCGAUCAGCAAUCUUCAAACUAUCCUCAAAAGUAUAGACGUCGUAGUGCUGUCCGACAUGCAGUAGAUACUGUUAAUCCUGUUAUACCUACUUGUUGGUUUAAACAUCUUCCUCAUGAGUCGGGUACUGGACUUCCAGUUGGUUCACCACUUUCUCGUGCAUUUCAAGGUCAUAUUGCAUCUCAUCGAUUGCAUAGCGCAGAUUUCAAUAGAGACAUUGUCAACAAUGAUCCAUCUAUGAAUACUCAAGUAAAAUCAAGAAAAGAAAUUGGAUUAGCUGACCAAUUACUACACGAUCGUGUACAUGCUACAUUCUGGCAAAGUUAUUCUAAACGUGUCAAAUCUCAAAUGGAUAUCUGGUUACCACAUGAUCAGUUACCGAAAAUUGUUUUGAAUGAUGAGUCUUAUCAUUCCGAGGGUAAGUAUGGAGCUAUUCUACCUCAAGUUAUUACUUCGGGUACAGUGUCUAGGAGAGCUGUUGAACCACUGUGGUUAACAGCUAGUAAUGCAGAUGAGAAUCGAUUAGGAAGUGAAAUUAAAGCGAUGGUUCAAUCUCCUCCCGGUUAUGUGUUUGUUGGUGCUGAUGUUGAUUCACAAGAGAUGUGGAUUGCUGCUUUGAUUGGUGAUGCAAGUGUUGGUUUUCAAGGUUCAACUCCAUAUGGUUGGAUGACUCUUCAGGGUAAUAAAGUCGAUGGAACUGAUCUACAUACUAAAAUAGCUAAAGAAAUGGGUAUUAAACGAAGUGAAUCAAAAGUGCUUAAUUAUUCUAGAUUAUACGGUUCUGGGGUUGAAUUUGCCACUCAUUUAUUAGCAAAAUUUUGUAAUGUUACUCCAGAACAGGCAAGUUUAAAAGCAAAACAACUUUUUCGAAUUACUAAAGGACAACGUACUACUAUAGAUUCUUAUCUUGAUAAUAAUUCAUCUUCUAUAUGGCAAGGUGGUAGUGAAUCGGCUGUAUUCAAUCAAUUGGAAUCAAUUGCUCGUAGUUCUAAUCCUUGUACACCAUUUUUAAAUGCUCAACUUACUCGUGCAUUGAAUCCAAAACUUGUCAAAAAUGAUUUUCUGCCUAGUCGUGUAAAUUGGGUUGUACAAAGUUCUGCUGUUGAUUAUUUACACUGUAUGCUUGUUUUAAUGCGUUGGCUGAUUAACAAGUUCAAAAUUCCCGCACGUUUAUGCAUAAGUAUACACGAUGAAUUACGAUAUAUCUGUCCAAAACCGUGUAUUGAUCAAGUUGCACUUGCAUUACAAAUUAGUAAUCUAUUGACGAGAGCAUUUUUUGUUUAUCAAUUGGGUAUGCGUGAUCUGCCAGAAUCGGUCGCAUUUUUUAGCUCAGUGGAAGUUGAUACAUGCAUCCGUAAAGAAGCUAAAGAUGACUGCAUUUCUCCAUCAAACCCUGAUGGUAUUCAAACUGCCUAUGGAAUACCGCCAGGUCAAUCGUUAACAAUGCAAGAAAUUCUCAGUCGGACUGGAGGAUCUAUGAACUUGAAAUCGAGCUGAACAUUUAGAACUUUCAGAUUACUUUUAUGCAUUUGUGAAUAGAAAUUAUUCAAACUGAUACGUUUAUAAAUAUAUUCUUUUACAUUUUCUAA